Molecule: messenger RNA, 550 nt
Organism: Staurois parvus
Lineage: Eukaryota; Metazoa; Chordata; Amphibia; Anura; Ranidae
Source: the annotation of a GenBank genome assembly
AUUAUAGACAGUCCCGAGGUACCCUUUUAAAAUUAUGGACAGUCCCGAGGUACCCCUUAAAAUUAUAGACAGUCCUGAGAUACCCUUUAAAAUUAUGGACAGUCCCAAGGUACCCCUUAAAAUUAUGGAUAGUCCUGAGGUACCCUUUAAAAUUAUGGACAGUCCUGAGGUUCCCCUUAAAAUUAUAGACAGUCCUGAGAUACCCUUUAAAAUUAUGGACAGUCCCAAGGUACCCCUUAAAAUUAUGGAUAGUCCUGAGGUACCCUUUAAAAUUAUGGACAGUCCCGAGGUACCCUUUAAAAUUAUGGACAGUCCCAGGGUACCCCUUAAAAUUAUAGACAGUCCUGAGAUACCCUUUAAAAUUAUGGACAGUCCCGAGGUACCCCUUAAAAUUAUGGACAGUCCCAAGGUACCCCUUAAAAUUAUAGACAGUCCUGAGAUACCCUUUAAAAUUAUGGACAGUCCUGAGGUACCCCUUAAAAUUAUGGACAGUCCCGAGGUACCCCUUAAAAUUAUGGACAGUCUUGAGACACCCCAUUCUAAAAUGUGA